This is a messenger RNA of Myripristis murdjan (pinecone soldierfish), 6955 nucleotides long. RefSeq names its product myosin, heavy chain 11a, smooth muscle (gene myh11a). Gene Ontology annotation, cellular component: cytoplasm; myosin filament; myosin II complex. Gene Ontology annotation, molecular function: actin filament binding; ATP binding; microfilament motor activity. The transcript has 42 exons. The record is from RefSeq and is a predicted model, not a curated record. Gene Ontology annotation, biological process: actomyosin structure organization. The coding region runs from base 123 to 6077 and encodes 1984 amino acids. Lineage: Eukaryota; Metazoa; Chordata; Actinopteri; Holocentriformes; Holocentridae.
GACUGUUCGUUUUUGGAGUAGCCUCCCUCGUCAACGCCGGACGCUCCAAAGCCUAACUUUCCAAACCCAAUCCCCCUGAUCAGAAAUUUCAUCAUAUAUUUGGCCCACCACCCUAACCCAAGAUGUCCAAGAAGGCCCCAAGCGAAGAUGAGAAGUUCCUCUUUGUCGACAAAGACUUCCUCAACAGUCCUGUGGCGCAGGCCGAUUGGUCAGCCAAGAAGCUGGUGUGGAUCCCCUCUGAGAAACAUGGCUUUGAGUCGGCUAGUAUCAAGGAGGAGCACGGCGACGAGGUGCUGGUGGAGCUGGUUGACAAUGGCAAGAAGGUGACGGUCAACAAGGACGACAUCCAGAAGAUGAACCCGCCGAAGUUCAGCAAAGUGGAGGACAUGGCCGAGCUCACCUGCCUGAAUGAAGCCUCUGUGCUGCACAAUCUGCGUGAGAGGUACUUCUCUGGGCUGAUCUAUACAUACUCUGGCCUGUUCUGCGUGGUGGUAAACCCAUAUAAAAUGCUGCCCAUCUACUCAGAGAAGAUCAUUGACAUGUACAAAGGGAAGAAACGGCACGAGGUCCCUCCCCAUAUCUAUUCCAUCACUGACAACGCCUACAGAAACAUGAUGCAAGACCGUGAGGACCAGUCCAUUCUCUGCACUGGAGAGUCUGGUGCAGGGAAGACAGAGAACACCAAGAAGGUCAUCCAGUACCUCGCUGUAGUGGCCUCGUCACACAAAGGCAAGAAGGACACCAGCACUCAACAAUCAGGAUCACAGUUUGCCUACGGGGAGCUGGAGAAGCAGCUCCUGCAGGCCAACCCCAUCCUGGAAGCCUUUGGAAACGCCAAGACCAUCAAAAACGACAACUCUUCUCGAUUUGGUAAAUUCAUCCGUAUCAACUUUGAUGUCACUGGAUACAUCGUCGGAGCCAACAUUGAGACUUACCUGUUGGAGAAGUCUCGCUGCAUCAGACAGGCCAAGACAGAAAGAGCCUUUCACAUCUUCUACUACAUGAUCGCUGGUGCCAAGGACAAGCUGCGUGAGGAACUUCUGCUGGAGGCCUUCAGUAGCUACCGUUUCCUGAGUGCCGGCCACGUCCAGAUCCCUGGCCAGCAAGAUGACGAGAUGUUUGAAGAGACUAUGGAGGCCAUGAACAUCAUGGGCCUCACAGAGGAGGAGAGAACGGGUAUCCUGAAGGUUUGCUCCACAGUGAUGCAGCUGGGAAACAUUGAGUUCAAGAAGGAGAGGAACCAGGAACAGGCCACCAUGCCAGACAACACCGCGGCCCAGAAGGUGUGCCACCUGCAAGGCAUCAAUGUGACAGACUUCACCCGUGCCAUCCUCACCCCGAGAAUCAAAGUGGGCAGAGAGGUGGUGCAGAAGGCGCAGACUAAAGAGCAGGCUGACUUUGCCAUCGAAGCCCUGGCCAAGGCCAUGUUUGAGCGUCUGUUCCGCUGGAUUCUGGCCCGGGUCAACAAGGCUCUGGACAAGACCAAGCGCCAGGGAGCCUCCUUCCUGGGAAUCUUAGACAUCGCCGGAUUUGAGAUCUUUGAGGACAACUCCUUCGAACAGCUGUGCAUCAACUACACCAAUGAGAAGCUGCAGCAGCUUUUCAACCACACCAUGUUCAUCCUGGAGCAGGAGGAGUACCAGAGGGAGGGCAUCGAGUGGAACUUCAUUGACUUUGGUCUCGACCUGCAGCCCUGCAUCGAGCUCAUUGAGAGGCCGAACAACCCUCCAGGCAUCCUGGCCCUGCUGGAUGAAGAGUGCUGGUUCCCCAAAGCCACAGAUGUCUCCUUUGUGGAGAAACUCAUGAACACACAGGGCAACCAUGUGAAAUUUGCCAAGCCCAAACAGCUCAAAGACAAGACAGAGUUUUCUGUGCUUCAUUAUGCUGGGAAGGUGGACUACAACGCCACAGCCUGGCUGACAAAGAACAUGGACCCUCUAAACGACAACGUCACUGCCCUGCUCAACAGCUCCUCCAGCCAGUUUGUGCAAGACCUCUGGAAAGAUGCGGACAGAGUAGUGGGCCUUGAGACCAUAGCCAAGAUGUCAGACAGCUCCAUGCCCAGCGGUUCCAAAACCAAGAAGGGAAUGUUCCGGACCGUGGGACAGCUCUACAAGGAGUCCCUGGCCAAACUCAUGACGACCCUGCACAACACCCAGCCCAACUUUGUUAGAUGCAUCAUCCCCAACCAUGAGAAGAGGGCAGGGAAGCUGGAUGCCCAUCUGGUCCUGGAGCAGCUGAGGUGUAACGGUGUGUUGGAGGGGAUCCGUAUCUGCCGUCAGGGAUUCCCCAACCGAAUCGUCUUCCAGGAGUUCCGUCAGCGUUAUGAGAUCCUAGCUGCUAACGCUAUCCCCAAAGGUUUCAUGGAUGGCAAACAAGCCUGCUGCCUCAUGAUCAAGCAUCUGGACCUGGACCCCAACCUGUACAGGAUUGGACAGAGUAAGAUCUUCUUCCGUACUGGAGUGCUGGCCCAGCUGGAGGAGGAGAGAGAUCUGAAGAUCACUGUGGUCAUCAUCGCCUUCCAGGCCCAGGCCAGAGGCUUCCUGGCCAGAAAGGCAUUUGCUAAGAGGCAGCAGCAGCUGACAGCCAUGAAGGUGAUCCAGAGGAACUGUGCUGCCUACCUCAAACUCAGGAACUGGCAGUGGUGGAGACUCUUCACCAAGGUCAAGCCUCUGCUGCAAGUGACCCGUCAAGAGGAAGAGAUGAGUCUGAAGGAAGAGGAGUUACAAAAAGCCAAAGACGUUGCUGUCAAGUUUGAAUCUGAGCUGAAGGAGAUCACCUUGAAACACACAACGGUUUUGGAGGAGAGGAACGCCCUGCAGGAGCAGCUUCAGGCAGAGACAGAGCUAUAUGCAGAGGCAGAGGAGAUGAGGGUCCGUCUGGCAGCUAAGAAACAGGAGUUGGAGGAGAUCCUACACGAGAUGGAGGCGAGACUGGAGGAAGAGGAAGACCGUGCUCAGGCACUGCUGGUGGACAAGAAGAAGAUGCAACAGCAGAUGCAGGAUUUGGAGGAACAUUUGGAAGAGGAGGAAGAUGCACGUCAAAAGCUGCAGCUGGAGAAGGUUACCUGUGAUGGAAAGAUCAAAAAGCUAGAAGAUGACAUCCUGGUGAUGGAGGACCAGAACAACAAGCUACUGAAGGAAAGGAAACUAAUGGAGGAGCGGAUCGCAGACUUCAGUGCCAACCUGGCUGAGGAAGAAGAGAAGUCUAAGAACUUGACCAAGCUCAAGAAUAAGCAUGAGUCCAUGAUCUCUGAACUGGAGGUCCGCUUGAAGAAGGAGGAGAAGGGUCGCCAGGAGCUGGACAAGGCCAAGCGUAAGUUGGAGGCAGAGUCUAAUGACUUGCAGGAGCAGAUAGCUGACCUGCAGGCCCAGAUUGCUGACCUCAAAGCCCAGCUUGCCAAAAAGGAGGAGGAGUUACAGAAUGCUUUGGCCAGACUAGAAGAUGAAACGGCCCAGAAGAACAACGCUCUGAAGAAGAUCAGAGAGCUGGAGGGACACAUCUCCGACCUGCAGGAGGAUCUGGACUCUGAGCGGGCAGCCAGGAACAAGGCAGAGAAAACCAAAAGGGAUCUUGGGGAGGAGCUGGAGGCCCUCAAGUCUGAGCUGGAGGACACCCUAGACAGCACUGCCACUCAGCAGGAACUAAGAGCCAAGCGAGAGCAGGAGGUGACCCUGCUAAAGAGAGCCAUGGAGGAGGAGAACCGCACCCAUGAAGCCCAGGUCCAUGAGAUGAGACAGAAACACACCCAGGCCGUGGAGGAGCUCACUGAGCAGCUGGAGCAGUCCAAACGAGUGAAGUCGAACCUGGAGAAGGCUAAACAAGCCCUGGAGAAGGAGACGUCAGAACUGACAGUGGAGGUGCGCUCGCUGACCCAGGCCAAGCAAGACGUCGAGCACAAGAGGAAGAAGGUGGAGGGUCAGCUGGCCGACCUGCAGUCACGCUUCAAUGACAGCGAGAAGCAGAAGGCGGAGCUGGGAGAGCGCUGCUCCAAGAUCACUGUUGAACUGGAGAGUGUGACUAACCUACUGAAUGAAGCAGAGGGCAAGAACAUCAAACUGAGCAAAGAUGUUUCAAGCCUCACCUCUCAAGUCCAAGAUGCACAGGAGCUUCUGGCUGAGGAGACACGUCAGAAGCUGCAGUUUUCCACCAAACUGCGGCAGGCAGAAGAUGACAAGAACAGCCUGCAGGAGCAGCUUGAGGAGGAGAUGGAGGCCAAGAGGAACGUGGAAAGACAUGUGUCCACCCUCAACAUUCAGUUGUCAGACUCAAAGAAGAAGCUGGAGGAGCUGUCAGGCAACAUCGAGCUGCUGGAGGAGGGCAAGAAACGUCUACAGAGGGAUUUGGAGGCGGCCAACACCCAGUUUGAGGAGAAGGCCUCAGCCUAUGACAAGUUGGAGAAGACCAAAAACCGGCUGCAGCAGGAGCUGGAGGACACGCUGAUGGACCUGGAUAACCAGAGGCAGAAUGUGUCAAAUCUGGAGAAGAAGCAGAAGAAGUUUGACCAGAUGCUGGCAGAGGAGAAGAGCAUCUCCAGUAAAUAUGCAGAUGAGAGAGACCGCGCUGAAGCCGAGGCCAGAGAGAAGGAGACCAAGGCUCUGUCCCUGGCAAGGGCUCUGGAAGAGGCCCAAGAUGCUCGGGAGGAGCUGGAGAGAGCCAACAAGGCCCUGAGGGUAGAGAUGGAAGACCUGGUCAGCUCCAAGGACGACGUGGGAAAGAAUGUCCAUGAGCUGGAGAAGUCCAAGCGAGGCCUGGAGGCCCAGGUGGAGGAGAUGAAGACCCAGCUGGAGGAGCUGGAGGAUGAGCUGCAGGCAGCUGAGGAUGCCAAGUUACGCCUGGAGGUCAACAUGCAGGCCCUCAAGGCCCAGUUUGAGAGGGACCUCCAGGGACGCGACGAGAUGGGAGAGGAGAAGAAGAGGCAGCUCGUCAAGCAGGUUCGGGAGCUGGAGACAGAGUUGGAGGAUGAACGUAAGCAGAGGGCUUUAGCGGCUGCAGCCAAGAAGAAGAUGGAGACAGACCUGAAAGAUCUGGAGGGACAGAUCGAGACGGCUAAUAAGGGACGAGAUGAGGCUAUCAAGCAGCUCCGCAAGCUCCAGGCUCAGAUGAAGGACUUCCAGAGGGAGCUGGAUGACGCCCGUGCUGCCAGGGAGGACGUGCUCGCUUCUUCAAAGGAGAGUGAGAGGAAGGCCAAGAGUCUGGAGGCUGAACUCAUGCAGCUACAGGAGGAACUGGCUGCCGCCGAGAGGGCACGCAAGCAGGCAGAGGCCGAAAGAGACGAGCUGUCUGACGAACUGGCCAGCAACUCCUCUGGAAAGUCAGCCUUGGCAGAUGAGAAGCGUCGCCUGGAAGCGAAGAUCUCACAGCUGGAGGAGGAGCUGGAGGAGGAGCAGAGCAACAUGGAGAUCCUCAACGACAGGCUCAGGAAGAGCACGCAACAGGCGGACCAGCUGAACAACGAGCUGCAGACGGAGCGCAGCACCUCCCAGAAGAACGAGAGCGCCCGGCAGCAGAUGGAGCGGCAGAACAAGGACUUGAAGGCCAAGCUGCAAGAGAUGGAGAACCAGGUCAAAUCCAAGUUCAAGUCCUCCAUCACCGCCCUCGAGGCCAAGGUGGCACAGCUGGAGGAACAGCUGGAGCAGGAGAACAGGGAGAAGCAGGCGAAUGCCAAGAGUAUGCGCCAGAAGGACAAGAAGCUAAAGGACCUGAUAAUCCAGGUAGAGGACGAAAGGAAACAGGCAGAGCAGUACAAAGACCAGGCGGAGAAGGCCAGCACUCGUAUGAAGCAGCUGAAGCGGCAGCUAGAGGAGUCGGAGGAGGAGUCCCAGCGCGCCACAGCCGCCCGCAGGAAGCUGCAGCGGGAGCUGGAUGAAGCCACCGAGGCCAACGACGCUAUGAGCCGCGAGGUCAACUCUCUCAAGAGCAAACUAAGGCGUGGAAACGAGCCCUCCUUCAGCAGCACACCUCGGCGUAUGGGAGGAGGAGGAGGAGGAGGAGGCCGGAGGGGGGUUGUCGAUGAUGCCUCAGAGGAGGAGGCCGACUCCCAAAGCGACUUCAAUGGCACUAAGGCCGCAGAGUAGGGAGGGGAAACUAGACGUCAAAACAGUCAGAUUGCAGUAUUACCUACCGAGGCAGGUCUGCCGCUUAAAACAGAGAAUUACUCCGAAUCCUGAUAUGCUAUCUAGUUCUUCCAUAUCACUUCAAAAUAUAUACUUCUUCCGAUUCCAGUAGUGUACUGAUCUGUCUUGUUUCAGAGCACCUUUUCCUUGACACAUAGAAAUCAAAAGGACUUAAGAGUAUCAACUGGGGCAGCUGUUUCGCUGCCUCUGAUGCUGUGUGAUUUGCUGUUCUUUUUAUUUUUUUAUUUUUUUUAAACACUGUUUUGUACUGCACUGAAUGACUGAUAACUUCCUUAUGCAAGGUUUUGUACCCACAAAUAGGUGCAUCUAAUUAUAUUCCCUCUACCACUCUCGCCUGGCAGCAAAGCCAGGUGUCUCCACAAUAAGUCACUUUAAGCCAGACAUCCUGUAAAUCUAUAUUUUUCUGUUUCUAUUAUCAGUGACGCCUGUGACUGCUGUUGGUGUUUCAGAGCAGCGCUGAAGUGGUUUAUCAGAUUGGAAAGGUAGAAAACCGUUUCUAGGCCCAAACUGUUUCCACUCAGUGCUGCUGUUAAUCAAGUGUACUCAACUACAGAAUUUGUGUGUAGUCUAAAUAUAUGGCUUAUAGAAUAUUAAUUGAUAAAUAUUAAUGAUGAAGAGCUGCAGCUGGGGCAACUGCUCGGUUUUGUUAAUGGUUCAGACAGUGAAAACCAUACAUGAUGUUUAUAAACCUGUUAAGCUAAGACAGUAAUGUGGAAAAAAAAAAAAAAAUUUCGCUGUUCAGCUUAUUUAAAAAAAAAAAAAAAAAGUGGCGAGAGCGGCAGCGAUUCUGGAGAAAAAUUGUUGAUAUUUGAAAUCAA